Messenger RNA from Telopea speciosissima, 2222 nucleotides. RefSeq names its product protein WHAT'S THIS FACTOR 1 homolog, chloroplastic. NCBI's taxonomy places the organism in Eukaryota, Viridiplantae, Streptophyta, Magnoliopsida, Proteales, Proteaceae. Gene Ontology annotation, molecular function: RNA binding. The transcript is spliced from 2 exons. The record is from RefSeq and is a predicted model, not a curated record. The coding region runs from base 38 to 1300 and encodes 420 amino acids.
CCUCUCCAGGAAAGGCAAAAGCUUCAUAAGAGCGAAAAUGGUGGCUGGUGGAACUCGCCUUACCAUGAAAUUUCGAAACCCUAAAACUUCAAGUCUACCAUCACUUUUUUGUCUACCCCGUAACUUUUCUCUAUGGUCAAUGAAGAAGGACCCAGCACUUGAGUCGGCCCUUUCUCGGAACCGUCGUUGGAUCGUGAACAACCAGAUUAAGAACAUCAUUCUUCGAUGCCCAAACCAGGUCGCUCCAAUUCAGUUCAUCCAGAAGAAGUUCAAGACACUCGAUCUACAAGGUAAAGCUCUCAAUUGGCUCAUGAAAUACCCUUGUUGCUUCGAAGUCUAUCGCGAGAAUGAUGACCUGUAUUGCCAAUUAACGAAACGGAUGAUAUCUCUGGUGGAUGAGGAAGAAUCUGUGAAAGACCAGCAGGAGACGGUGAUCGUAGAGAGAUUAGCGAAGUUGUUGAUGAUGAGCUCCCUUCGGAAGCUCAAUGUAGUGAAGUUGAAUGAAUUGCAGAGGAAUUUUGGGUUUCCGGAUGAUUAUUUGGUCAGGAUUGUACCCAAGUACUCAGAGAUGUUCCGGAUUGUUAAUUACAGUGGACGACGAAACUCGAUGGAGAUUGAACUUGUUUCUUGGAAUCGUACUUUGGCGAUUUCAGCGAUAGAAAGCCGAGCUCGGGAGCAGCAGACUGAGCCAAGCUUUUCUUGUUCGCUGCCCUCAAGCUGGGUUAAAUCGUGGGAGAGAUUUAAUGAAUUUAACGGUACGCCGUAUAUAUCGCCUUACAUGGACGUUAGGGGUUUUCUGGAGGGAUCUAAAGAGAUUGAGAAGAGAGCAGUGGGUUUGGUGCAUGAAUUGCUCUCCUUGACUUUAUGGAAGAAAGCUUCAAUUGUGAAGCUUGAACAUUUUAGCAGAGAGUUUGGCUUACCAGAAAGGUUGAACGUUCUGCUGCUUAAGCAUCCAGGAAUAUUCUAUGUUUCAAAUAAGUAUCAGAUUUAUACCGUUCUUCUCAGGGAAGGAUAUUAUGGUUCAGAGCUCAUCAACAAGGACCCCCUAGUUGUUGUGAAGGAGAAAUUCGGAGAAUUGAUGCAGGAAGGGCUUCAUGAAUAUAAUCAAAGACGGCAUGUGCUAAACAUAGAGAAGAAAAGAAAGAAAGGUGAGGUUUUGGUAAGACCACCGAAAAGAGAGAACAGGAGCAUCCGUGAAACACCCGAAAAAGAUGAUCAUCCAGGGCAGGGAAGUGCUUUAUACGAUCCAGAAGAAAGAAGGCGGUUUUAUAAAGUUCUCUUUGAUGAUGACACCUCAUAGUAGAUCCAGGUACAUGUUGCACGCAUGCCAUAUCAAUUUAUAUUUGCAUUCAUUCACUCUUGAGGAUUUUCAGGUGAACAUGAUUUUCCUUCUGUUUCGAUGAGGAUGACCAUUCUUUUUCUCAGAAAUUAUUCUUGGUUGCCUCAUGACUUCUGCUGUACGUUGCUGAUGGGUUAACUUGUUUCUUUUGCCUCAAUUGCUUGAAAAGUACCAUGAAGUGGAGUUUGAAGACUCUGGAAAUCAGAAAUGAUUGAACAGGGAAGGAGACUGCAGAAAGAUGUUUCUUGUUCUAAGUUUCAAACUUAGAGAUUUUAUAAGCUGUUAAAAGCCUCAGCUGAAAUAAUGGUGAAGAUGUUUGAUAUUUUCUUUUGCAGCAUGUGCCCAAAUGAUUAUGCCAUAGAGAUGACAAGUUGCUUGUGAGGGAUCCUUCUCCUUGUGAGUUGUCAGCACUGUUCAUAAAACUCCUGCGGAAAGGGAAGGCCUGCCAGGCUGUAUAUACCCAUUGGUGCAGGAUCUUUCAAAAAAGCUCGGGCUGACUCGGAGACCUGGGUCCUUGGCUUAGCAUCGAAUGAUCGUCUGCCUUUUGGAGAGAAACUCACAACUUGAGUCAUCUAACACAAGAUUAGUCUACUGAAUGCUAACCUAACACUAGCAUUUUCUGAUGAGAAUCAAAUUUACCAUUGAAAACAGUAUUUUUACCUCCACAAUGACCGCAUGAAGACUGCUUGUGGCAUCUUAGCUGGCAUUGAAGAUAUUAACGAAGGUAUUGGCGUUUGCCCUGAGGUUAUUAGAAAGCUUGAAAUUGUUUAAAGUAUCCUUUGUUCAUGUAUAACAAUGUGAGGAAACUCCACAAAGAUAAAUUGAAAUACUGCAUAGCCGAAUGGAGUUUUGAACAUUGGAGUAAGUUAUAGUUCUCCUGGAA